GUGAGGAAUCCGAAGCCCUCGCGGUGUCUCUUGGUACGAUUAUUUAACCGAUUUUUCACUUUGUAAGUAGUAAAUAAUUUUUGGCUCGCUGGAACGGGCUUUCGGAACUCGUGCGAUCUCGCCCCGUUCUUCUCAUUCCGGGGGGCUUGUUCGUUUGGCAAAUUAUUUUUUAUAUUAAAACCGCGAGCGGUGGUGGGAGGAAGAAUCGAAAGAAAAGUGAAAUCGGCGAGCUCGAGCAACCGUUUGGAGCUGGCGCAGGUGAUCGUCGGUCCGUCGAAGGUCGGAACGCAAGUGCCGAAAGUUUACCGUGGACGUUGAGCCGGCUCUUUUCUCUAAAUUUAUUUUUCCGACCUUCGGUCGGCGGCAGGCUUCCGACAGACGACGCCCGGGAAAUUCGAGCGGCGAGAAAUUCGCUCGAAUCUCCACACUCCGAACGGAAAAUAUAUUCGAUGCUAAUGUUUCGAUGGAAACGGAGUAAAAAACGAUCGGAAAGGGAGAAGAAAGUGAAAGAAACACGAAACGAUGCUACACGAAAAUAUAAACUUCAAAUGCAAAAGGAAAAAACACACAAAAAUAAACAAAAGAAAAACUAAAAUUUAAAUAAGAAUUGUUACGAGAUUGGUUUUUGUUGAAUAGUUGUAAGAUUUUUGUAAUGACGCUAACUAGAAUUUAUUAUCGUCACGUAAAUGAUACGGAGAUUGAUUAAGCGAGACGAGAAAUGCGUUGAAAGAUCAGAAACUCUAUGUACGACGAAAAUAAGGGGCGAAAUGAAUUAAAAAAACGGUAUAGAGACGAAUGUUGGACGCGAAGGGAGACUGGCAACUUCGUCGAGAAAACACUGACGAAGAAGAGGAGUGCAGAAGGAGAAAGAACGAUGCUACAAUAGUGAUUUAUCUCGCAAGUUUUUGGCCGUUAUUCAAUACGUAGCGAACGGUAUUUGCGAUUAGCGCCUUCUCGAGAACGUCAUACCAAGAACCUGCUGAAUUACGGAGCCGAGAAAUAUCGUGCAUUUGAAAAAAAAAAACACGGGCAACGGUCGCCAAAAGCAACAGUUUUUAUUGCACGUUUCUUAAGGAUGUAUUUUCCCAACGAGCACUCCGCAUUUUGUCACAACUUUCGCGAAUUCGUGGGUCGAUUUUUUCUUGAACUUUGAUGAAUCCUCGACGCGAUCGCGAAGCGGAUUAUUUCUCAUGAUUACUCGACUUUUGUCAACAUAUCGAUCCGAACGUUUGUCCCUUUAAACGCUCGGGAAAUCAACGGUCCAGAAGCGGAGUCCAAUUAUUGAAUAAACACGUUUUUUAAUAACUUUAUCGAAUAAUUUUUGUAGCUUCGAAGCUAACGCCGAAGCGACGGUCUCAGUUCCUCUCACCAUUUCGCGAGUUUCAUUUGCGGACGAGAAUUUCGUUUGCACGAUUAUAUUAUGACAAUUGGAUCCCGGAAGAUAUAUCCUUGAGAAUAAAAAGUCGGGGCUCGAGCUAACAGGAUUUGACCGAAAAUGCUACGCUUUUCCUCUAGUUCCUCACAGAUGUCUCUCCUUCGCUCUCUGACUUCCACCAAUUUAUCAAACUUUUAUGAGAAUAUUGAGACCAGUAGACGCUAAGAACCCCCACAAGUUUAAAUCGAGAGAAACUGAGCGGCUUUGCUCGAACGAGAUUCCUCCAAGGAAAGAAACGUCAAGCGCUUCGAGAAUACAACAUUUGAAAAGCCUCAUUCUUCUCAACUUUGUCAAAUAAAACGAAGCCACUGUCGAGCAAUCGAUACGAUCAGCCAUUGAGGAAGCUCCGAUGCCACUUUCAAUGCUCUCCAAUGAUCCCUGUGUAAUGUUAAUCGUCGCGGUGAAAACGGUCAUUGUUCUUCCUUGAAUAUUCCGUUCGGUGGAAUAAAAAGAGAAUUUUCGCGAUGCACUAAUUCGAUGAAAUCUCCAACGAAAUCGAUAAAUUUCAGUGCAUUCACAGCUGAAAGAACGCCAUCGAAUAACCGAUUAAAAAAUGAUGAGUGAGUUUUAUCUCGUCAUUCGAUCGAGCAAAACCUCUCGUGAGUUUAUUCCCAGAUUGAUGUUCUCCGAACUCGACGCCUCAAAAUCCCACGAUUAAUAUUUUUGUAAAAUAGUUGAUUCGCUGAUACGCGGAGACGCGAAUAAACGAUUAAUCAAAAGGAGUUGCCCAAUGAAUUAAUCUCGUUGCGUUCAAGGGAAUAUCAAUCGCCGUGGAUGCGAUCGCGAUAAAAAAGGCCGAUCGAUCCCAAUGCACCAACCGCUGGAAGCAAAUGACACAAAAUUGUUUCGCUUUCGGGGUUUAUUUUUAUGGAAAUUCGACGAAUGAGCUGAGCGCGGAGCUUCCUCAACGACGAGACGAAACAUCACUAAGCAGCCAGACGAAAAAAGCACGAAACUCAAACGGUCAUAAUUCCAUCGAGUGACAAUAUUGAUAAGAAAUUUUUUAUAUAUAUUAUUACAUAGCGAUAUAAAAAUUGUUCACUAAAAAAAAUCUCAUAUAGACUGCACCAAAGUACAAUUAAUAAAAACCUCAAGGAGUCUCGUUGAGUCGGGGGAUUGUCGGAUAAAAAGGUGGUUAGAAGUCGAGAGUCGAGCUCCGCGCGUAAUUUUAUCAUGAAAAUACAUGUAAAUCGUAGCUCGCUGGACUGCCGGAGCCGUAACGAGCUUUUGUCACUCGGAGUAGAGACGUACGAAGCGCCAGGGAGGUGGGAGCAGGCUAAAUCGAAACGAAAUAUGAAUAAGGCUAAAACGUAGUUUUAACGAGAUGAAAAACCAUGUGCGCAAUCUCAAGCUUAGCUAGGCCGUUGUAUACGUAAAUGACAGACAUGACAGCUUAUUGUCAGUGUCACGAGAGGUGGAGAGACUUCUGUUGGAAGAGCCCGAGGCGUUUCGAUCCGAAGGACACAUAUUGCGGGUCCGCUCGCUCAGACAUUUCAUACUUGAUGCAUAUCGACGACAAUGAAUUAUCGAUUAUCGAAUUACGAUUUUUCUGCAUAUCCAUAUCCCCGCGAAGCUCCAUUUUCUCCUCCGGUUACCUGCGCUCCGUCGUACCUCGACGCGCUGACAGUUUAACGAGAAACAUCCUUUUUCUUGCAUGCGUUCCUUCCAUUUUCUAUGCUCUGCAUUACAGACAGUUUAAUAAUCAAAUGCUGAUAUAAUAAGGCGAAACGGUUGAGAAUCCGCGAACGAGCGAUGCGCACACCUCGCUCAGGAGCGAUGCUCGAUCAACGAAAAAACUCAACUCCGUGCUCUUAUUUAAACUAAGCUCAAACAUUGUUUCGAUUAUUCUUUACGAUUGAAAAUCCAAUUUGCAAAAAUAUAUCAACUAUCGAUUAAUCGUUUGAAUAACUAUUUUAUCAAUUCUUUCGAAAAGACUACGAAUACUUUGGAGAGAGAGAGAGAGAGAGAGAGUGAAUCGCGCUUAGCUCCGAUUCAGCUUCGUCUCGCACGCGAAUAAUGUUGAAUCAAUCGCGGACCGCGAAGAUCGCGAAAUGGGGAGUGACGAAGGCCAACUCGUCGAAAUCCAACGGCGAGAGAAUUCUCAUUGAAGAAACUCCGGAACGCCCGAAAUCCUCGAGAUCGCGGGACUAAGGUGCAGAUGAAAUAAUUAUAAUUUUCAAUCAAAUCGAUAUUACAUGAUCAAUAGACGAAUUAAUCGUUGUUAGCGAGAGCGAGAUGAAGAAACUCAUGCGAGAGCAAAACACAAAUGAAGAAACGAGUUAUACAUAUCUUUAUGAAAUAGUAUUCUGCGGCGCGGCUGUUGUGCAGGGGCGAGAGAAGAAUCUUUUAAGUGUGCUGAGAGAGUGCAUGAGGAGGAAGGUAUUAAGGGGUCUACCCCAAUUAGACGACCAAAAAAAAAUACUAUUUCCACGAAUUUGUUUUGACCGGUAUAAAUUAGAAAAAUGGAUAUAAAAAGUGUUGGGCCUAAAAAAUACACUCUCAAAAUAUACGAAAAAUUAUUUUUUUAUGUUUAUUUUACUCAGUUUUCGUACAGAAAAAUGGGGGAGAAGACAAGUCCAAAAAAAAGGUGGGUGUGCGCUGUCGAUAAAAUCUCUGGAAUGGGUGAUCGGAGAAAAAAAGUGAUUUUAGAUUCAAUGGGUAAAUGGCUGUAGCGCGCAACAUAAGAUUUUUUAUUUUCACAGAAAUGACAAAAUGCCGGCGAUUUUUCUAAAAACUACGAAAGAGCACGUUUUUUCAUCGUUUUUUGGAGAAAAAAAAUAGCUCCACUCGGAAUUUCAAAAUUCGUAUGAUACGCGCUAGUCACGAAGAACAUGGGUGAAAUUUUGGUAAGGAACGGUCGAAUAGUUUCGGAGAUUUGAUCAACGAGCCAGCGCGUACCAGCGCGCUCAAACAGCCGAGUGAACGUCGCUCAAAAGUGCACUUGGACUGCUCAGAUCUUGAUGAAAUUGAAGUAUGAUACUUUUGAAUACGUAUACUUUGGAAAAAUGCAAUAAAAAAAUCGAUUUUUUGAUAAUUCUGAUCGGGCUAGACCCCUUAAAAGGAAGAAAUUGUAUGAAUAAAUGGUUAUUAAAGAGAGAGAGAGCGAGAGAGAGAGAUAUCUUCUGAUUUUCGGGGCCAAUCGGAGUCGAGGGAGACCGCGUGAUCCCUCAGACACGUGCUCACUCUGCUAUUUUAUUGUUAAACAAAGAAACAUUGAAUAAAAAUAACAAAAAUUACGAGUCAACGUGUUGUUAAAUCCUUCGUUCAAGCGAAACGAGCACGCACGUGGGCACGCGCAUGAGAACGGAUGAAUAAUUACGAGGCGACGCACUUCGAAUCUCCGUGACCUCGAUUAUCGCAAUUUCCCAUUCGUCUUCAUCCCUCGUUCCAGGAGAUCACUGAAGCAACCGUUGUGCGCGUUGGUUUUCAAAGUUCUUUCAAUUCCUUCGAAUAGCUACUCGCUUCUAAAUUCAAAUCACUAAAAACCGAUGGAGCACGAAUGUUUUCGUUGGCUGACGCCGGAGAUCUCGGCCAGCGAGCCACGCGAGCUCCAUUAUUUCUGAAAAAAACUGACAAAUUCCCUCCACUUUAUCGUUCGCAGCUCAGCUCGCAACGAGGUGCUUCCAGAACGUUUUUUCACUGUAUCGAUUUUGCUCAACGCGAUGAUUUUUGUUUGGGAGAACGAUGCGGCGAAGGAACGUUAAACUCAUGAUUGGGGCGAAGCUCGAAAAAUUAUUGCCGAUCUACGCAGGCACUCGGUUUCUCCAAUUAUCUUCAUGGUUUGAUGGGGCGAGGAACGAAUUAGGGUUGAGCGAGAUUCGAGAAGGCGUCCAAUUCGGGCGGACCGUCGCGUGUCACGUUCCAAGCGAUUUUUUCACGCUUUGCGUUUUCAGACGCGGCGCGACCGCCAGGCGCGUGUAUUUUUUCGUAAAAUUUUCACUUACGCACGAUUUUUCGCAUUCGAAUUAUUUUUCGUAAGCUUCUAUUUGGAUGAAAAAAAAAACGUGAAAAAGCAGGAGAAAAAAAUGAAAAAAUAAAAAGUAACGAUACAAGUUUGCAUGCUUCGGGAUGUGGACACGAGAGCAAUUUUACAGAUACGCUCAGCAUACGUUAAUCUAUUAUUAACCUCUGUAGGGAAAACAAAAUCUGCGUGCGGAAAAUGCGCGUUUGUUAGCUCAGAAAUAGCCGGAUACAUAAUCCCCCUCGAAGCUCUCAGGUUUUACCUCCACUUAGGGCUGCCACUUGAGCCCUCGCUCUAAACAGGAACGUUCGCUGAUGUUGUUAAUUUUAUUCUCGUAUUACGCGAACACUCGUGGCGAGCUCCAGCUCACUUUUAAUAGAAAAUGCAACGAUCUUGAAUCUCGUCCUUUGGCUGCUUUAUUUUUACUUAAUCAAAAGUAAACGGUACGGAUGACGACCCGGUCACCGGGUCAAGGAUUGCGGGCGACUAUGAAAUUCUUUAAGCUCGUUAAUCGGUUCGUAUUAUCAGAUCGAAAGAAAUUAUUCUAAUGGCAGAACGACGACUCUCAUCUUGGCUUUUCUCUUCUUCAUUAUUCUUUAUCUCCGUUCUUAAAUAAACACCAGACUGAUGCAAAUUUGAAUUUACGAAAAUUUCAAGUGUCUAGAACUUCAAAAUUCCUUUCUUCAAUUUGACCAUUUUUCUAUGAUAAAAGCUGAUUUUUCAAUUUUUUAAACGACUGCAAUCGAUUACUAAGGAAUUGUUACCCCUUAAAAGUCUCGAUGUAAAAUUAAUUCCGCAUGCAUUCAUGGAUGAAAUAAAAAGUUUCGAACAGUCCAAGUGCAAAUUUGCACCUCUGCUGAGUGUGUGACCUGGUUCAUGAAGUGUCAUACAAUCCCUACGAUAAUUUGACGGACGAUUUUUCGUCUGGAACGUUCCGUGGUGUCCGGUCCUUACGAUUGUGGAAAAUCCGAUUUUCUGAUGAGCGUUCUGUUGAUUUUGAUUGUCAAUAGCUCCUUCAGACCUUCGUUGAACCCACUUUUUAUCAUUGAUUUUGGAACAUUUCUGUACUCGAGUGCACUGAGAAAAAAAUGUCAUUGGAACAACGAAAUGUGGCAUUACGAGGUGCCAAUUAAAUAUGUGAUCAUCACAAUGUUAAAAAUGAUUAAACGAAUAAAUUAAUUUUGGAUCAAACUGCAGAUUCAUUCUCUCCAAAAACAUUGCAGUUAAAUGAAGAAAAAUCUUCUAAAACAUCUCGCAAUUGCUAUUGAAUCGACCAUUUUUUUUCUCAGUGCGUGGUUUAGAACUGUUCUAUUUUGAAUAUCAGACCAAAACUGAAUUUCCGUAUCAAAACAUUUUCUCUCAUUAAGAACGCUUGACAACAGGGAUGUUUCAAAAUGGAGUAGUUCCGAUCACCAAUAUUUAUCUCACCCAAAUCCUCAAGAUCAAGGUCAUUAGUGAAUAAAAUUCAUCAUCCAACGAAGCAUUUGAGAAGAGAAAAAUAAAGAUCAGAGGCUUCGUCUCCUCUACAAAAAUGAUGGAACCACACGAAGUUUUCUAUUCUAUAAAAUCUCAUUGGAUCCAAGUUUGGGAGCUCUCAAUGUAGGAGAAGAAGCCAAAGUCAAAGAUACAAGUGGGAAAAAGACUCUCGCAGCAUUUCCGAUUCGUUGAAAUAUCUAGCGAUAAUAUUACCACUGUAAAUGACAAAUUGACGCGUUAAGUUGUUAGCGAUCGUUCUCGGUCCUCGUUACGCUAAUAUUUUAUUGAUAUAUACAUAAUAUAUAUUUGUACAAUACGUUUGAGCAGCUGUAUUAUCGAUUGAUUGUUCCCCAAUGUAAUUGGCUCUGAUGGGCGAGCGCGUGGACGGUGUUUGACGAGAACUCGAAGAAAAAAAUAAUUUUGAAUAAACUAGGGGGGUCGAAAACUCGACGAGAUUCUCCGACACUGUCCUGCGGGGUACGAGGGGCCAAGAUUCGUCAUCUCGGCUUCGAGCUUUGGUGCGAUAUUUUCUUUGAGCUUCCGAACGACGUGGAGCGAUGAACGAACCAAAAGUUUGGGAAAAACUUGGAAAACUCAAAUGAGAGCUCAGCUUCUCUUUCACUCUGUAACGAAAAUGUUAAAACGAUGUUUGAGGAGACGGCCGAGAAGCAAAAUUCAGCUCGAACGACACGAAUGAGGGACACUUAAAAGCACAUAUCAAAGGGAGCCAAGUUCAGAUGGAGUCUGUAAAAACGAAUGCAUUGUACAGAAAAUGGAAACAAAUAAAUAGGAGAAUAUCGACGGAUGUGUGUGUGUGUGUGUUGAGCGUUUAGUAGGGAUUGUAAAUUAUAUGAGAAUCGAUUGAAAUACGAAUGAAAAUAAAGUUUAAACAAUACCAUCCCGCACGCUUGGCACGACCAAUUGUAUUGUUCCGACGAAAAUGUUACUCUCAAUCGCAUCUACUGUUGUAUUCGCUCGUUCAAAUUCCCCUCGAAUUUCAACGGACGAAUCAGUUGAAUUGCAGUUACGAUGUUGCAAGCGAUGACGAAUAAUUGAUUAAACAAAAAUGGACAAACGAAGAGAAAAAAGUAAACGAGAUGAACAAAGUUGUAGUUGUAAAGUUAUUUAAUGAAUUAUACGAUCUUGAUUCUCUUGCCAGCAUAUCGAACGUCGACGACUCCUUUUUCAUUCUCUGCUCCCAAUUUACAUCCCCCAUUCACUUUUCACUAUUGUUUUUUUCAGCCGGUUUUGCGACGAUCCGUUUUUUUUUUUUUUUAAAUGAACAAUGCUCUUCAAUCAGUUGCGCUACACUGCGGAAGAAUUCGUGGCGAAGAGAAUGAAAUUUGUUGGUCCAGCAAAACUUUUGUUGAUUCGAUCGUGUCUUCUUGGUGAGCGAGUCCCAUUCGAGCCAGCAAAUCGAGUGAUUGGAUCAACCGAACUUCUGGCGUGGGGUAACCUUCCACUCGCCACGAUUUGGUGGAGCAACAGAAAUUUUGGGAAUCAACAAACCUUUUUCUCCACCAAGUUUUGUGGGAUUGAGAAAUUUCUUGAUAGACCGACUCGUUGAAUGAACGAAUUGGGGGGAAGCCGAUAUUGAGGAAUCUAAAACUAGUUUGUCAACCGAUUUUGUUAAAUCAACGAAUAUCCUAUUUAUCGUGAAUCAACAGAUUUCCGAAUCAAUUGAAUUGUCGAACCAACAAGUUUUUAUCUCCCCGUUUUAGUAAAAAGUUUCACCGUCAUAACCGGAAAUAAUUUUUUCCAUAAAUCCACAUUUCAGUGAUGACGAACCCGGUAAAAGGUCAAAAAAUAUUUGCCAGUGACUUCGCUUUUUCGUCAUCGACCCACUCGCACGUCGCAUCAGUCUCGGUCGAAACAUCAAAGAAAAAUCAAUGAGAUAUCAUCCAGUAAAAAAUUUGCUUACUCGAACUGGCCUGAGUCGAGUUUUCGCUUCCGGUUGUUGAUAAAUGCGAAAAAUUUGAGGUCCCGUGUCACAGUCGUAUUUUUACAAGCUUACAAUAAAUUCUUUUGAUUUGAGCCGCGCGUGUAAGUCGCAAAGUUGUAAAGCAACGAUGACGACACGCUCGAGGAUGUUUGUCGAAGGCAGAAUUCGUGCGGAUAAUACGUAAAUCGGGCGAAACCGAUUCGAUCGAGGGGGGAUCGCGCUCGAGUAGCAGUACGACGGUCCAUAAGCGAGGAGGAAAAAGCGCCGGUGAUGGUGGGUGGUUGGCUUUGUAUAUGAAGAACAAACACGUUGGGAGCCAAUGGAGAAGAAAGGGUGGUUCGUUCAAAUGUUUGUCUUAUAGGUUCCUGUACCCCGAAGGGAUGCUGGCUUGUGUUUCUGCAACGAGAGCCCAUAUCGUUUCCUCCGAGCGUGUUAUAGCCGCCUUUUUCUCCGACGACCAAUCCCCGAAUACCGCGAGCUCCGAAGACCACACCAUUAGAUAAAAUCUCGAUGCGCAAACGUGUUCGAACUCUUUAUCAAAUACAAUUGUUCCCUUUUAUUUCAGUCGUCGAUUAACCGUCGUCCAAACUUUCCAAAGGCGAGAUUUCACUGUUGAUGGGAGAGGCGAAGACUCUUUGUGAUUUUCCAUUCGAUUAAAUUCGAAUUGAUCCUUUGCUGGGAUUAUAUAAUUGAAGAAAGAGAAAACUGGAGCUUCAGUGAUGUGCUUAGUUACCCGAAGUUUGUCAUUGUCCAAGGAUGCUCGAGGUUUUCAUGUUUAUCUUUGAAAAAUUGAGCUAAUUUUGAGUGAAAUAUUGAAAAAAAUAGGAAAUAUAUCAUCGUUGGAGAAAGCAGGAAGGAAAUGUUGCGUGGAAAAUCGAAAAAAUCGGACCACGAGGAUCACGGGGACGAGUGCAAACAGCGAAGACCGAAGUGUGCACGCUGCAGAAAUCACGGACUUAUCUCCUGGCUCAGAGGACACAAGAGGGAAUGUCGAUACAGAGAGUGCAUGUGUCCAAAGUGUUCUUUGAUCGCUGAGAGGCAACGUGUUAUGGCAGCUCAAGUCGCGUUGAAACGGCAACAAGCUGCCGAAGACGCUAUUGCACUCAGCAUGGCAAAAGUCGCAACGGGACAAAAACUGGAUCGUCUUCCACCCGGAAAGAUUUUCGGUAUGGCUGUAACCGAACCGAACUCUUCGAGUCUCUCAACUUCGAUUGUUACUGCUGAAUCAGCGGUCUCAUCGGACGACAAAGUUCCUUCGGCGAUGGAAAACGAUGGUGAAGCAAAGAUCGAGGCUCCUGCGUCGAUGCCUGAGAAUUCGACGAUUCGAACUGCUGUUCAAAGUCCAGUGGUGGGAGAAGAUUGUACAAAGAAUGAGACGAGUGGAGGGUUCGGUGUGAGGAAACGAGCGGAGCCAGGGACCGAUGAAGGGAGCAAAGAGCCGAAUCCCGUUUCGCCAACGUCAGUGGAAACGUUGGCUCGAUUGUUUCCAAGCACAAAGUUAUCGGUAUUGCAGUUGGUUUUGCAGCGCUGUGGUCAAGAUUUGUUGAAAGCGAUAGAGUACUUUGCGAGUGAGAGUGGAAUAGUGAAUCCGUCGUCGCGGACCUCGGCGUUCCGUCCGCCGCAGGCCGGAUUAGCGGAAGCGAGAACGAGCAGCGAUUAUCCAUCGAGUAUAUUCCCAUUGCCACCGAUAUACUCGAAUCUCUCGCGGAAUCUGUACGGCGACGGUUACUGUUUGCUCAACAUUGUGCCGGAUCAGCUAUCGCGUGGUCUCGUCUCCGGUGAUUUGACGGGAGCGUGUCCGGCCCACGGUUAUCCGAGCGCGAAAGCUUCGAGCUCUCACGAGCAGGACAACAGCGUGGCAUUCAGUGUCCAGUACAACAACUACUUCAAUUCGAGUGUCCAGCAACAAUUGCGCGAGCAUACGAAUCGCAGCGGAUUGCUUCACUUGCCUCCGGUCAUGCCAGGAAUCCCUUGCGUCCAACCGAACUGCACGCAGUGCUACAAAUUUAUGUAAAAAUGUCAUUUAAAAAGUGGUCAAAAAUCGAGUUAUUCUAAAGUUAAAUUCAACGAUAUUCGUAGUUUUAAAAAAAAGCAUACAAUUUUCUAUUUC
Messenger RNA from Venturia canescens, 10924 nucleotides. RefSeq names its product doublesex- and mab-3-related transcription factor A2-like. Gene Ontology annotation, molecular function: RNA polymerase II cis-regulatory region sequence-specific DNA binding; DNA-binding transcription factor activity, RNA polymerase II-specific. Gene Ontology annotation, cellular component: nucleus. The record is from RefSeq and is a predicted model, not a curated record. The transcript is spliced from 3 exons. The coding region runs from base 9674 to 10828 and encodes 384 amino acids. Lineage: Eukaryota; Metazoa; Arthropoda; Insecta; Hymenoptera; Ichneumonidae. Gene Ontology annotation, biological process: regulation of transcription by RNA polymerase II; sex differentiation.